Molecule: messenger RNA, 716 nt
Organism: Theobroma umbraticum
Lineage: Eukaryota; Viridiplantae; Streptophyta; Magnoliopsida; Malvales; Malvaceae
Gene: BLOS1
Product: GCN5L1 family protein
Biological process (GO): endosomal transport
Cellular component (GO): BLOC-1 complex
Source: RefSeq, a predicted model, not a curated record
GAGCAAACAACACAGGCUGGUGAAAGAAACGCGAGAAAUGCAAACUCACCAGCUCAGUCAGAGCCAAUGUACUCAACGCAGCUUCCACAGGCUCGUGGCCGCGUGCUGUCAUCAUCGGAGAUACACAAAUCCCAAUCCGGGUCAGGAGACCUUGAAUCCUGUCUGCUCCAAAUCUACCACCAUCACCACCAAAACUCCCUGACGCUCCGGGAUCAGACAGAGAAAGCGAAGAAAGAUGCAAUUAAGAAGGCCGGGAGGGUGUCGGAUUUGUUGGUGGAUGCUGUGAAUGGAGGGGUACAAGAGACCUUCAUGAACGAGAAGCGAAUUGAGCUGGAGAUUCGAGCAUUGACUGCAACCGUUGGUCGCUUCAUGAAGCAGACUGAUCAAUGGCUCGCUGCUAGUCACGCUAUUAACACCGCUGUUAAGGAAAUUGGGGACUUUGAGAACUGGAUGAAGAGCAUGGAUUUUGAUUGUAAGAGCAUCAACACAGCAAUCCGCAACAUCCACCAACAAUGACAUGAUCAUUUGAUUUCUCGAGUUACUGUCAAUCAAAUCCAAAUUUGGUAUAAUCACAUUCACAGUUGGCAAUGGUUAUCUGAUGUACCCCAUUUUGUAAUAGUUGAAGAGUUCUCAUUAAUGCAAGCUUGAUGUCAACUAUUCCUUGCAGAAUUGUAGAGCUUUGUAAUUUUCUCAAUGAAAUUUGUGGGUUUUAAUUA